Colletotrichum acutatum is the source of this 619-nucleotide messenger RNA. RefSeq lists its product as uncharacterized. The transcript has a single exon. Lineage: Eukaryota; Fungi; Ascomycota; Sordariomycetes; Glomerellales; Glomerellaceae. The coding region runs from base 69 to 485 and encodes 138 amino acids. The record is from RefSeq and is a predicted model, not a curated record.
CUCAGGUGUUGAACGUUUCUCGAGCGCCGGUGACAAAUCUGAGAGGAGGACCAACGUUCCUGGAACACAUGCAGCCUCCCACCAUCUUCCGCGUUCGACGAACCCUCCAUGGCAGCUUAGACCACGCAUACUUACUCCAAAUCCGCUCACACUUUUCAGGACGGAAUGGAUUGAUGGACCGGCGAGUGGGUAGAAGGAAGGGAAGAGUGAGAAGCAUCAAGCCCCAAGCUUGUCCCGGGCCAAUCCAGCCAUCGGAGACUCACACGGUACGGCAAGUGUCAAGCAACAGAGAAUCCAGGCCGAUGUGUUUCUCCAACCCGAGCCAGCCCGCCCAGCUACGCAAGCAUCCAGCUACCCUAGCACACGCAUGGCGUUCUCCAAAUCAACCCCCAAGUCAACGACCGGCGCAGCAAUUCGCAUCAACGCCAUCCAACUGUGAGGGACCAGAGAGCUCCUACGACAUUCCUCCCGUCAAAAGGUAUUAGCCGGCCACCUCCCCCGAAUAUGAGCACCUGACACCUAGUACUAGCCCCGGCAGCGUGCCACCCCUGUCUACCCCGGAUUCUUUCCAGUUGUAUCUUGCUGUUCUUGGACCACCCAGGCCUUACAAGCAUCUUCG